UUUAAAGUUUUAUGUUUAUGAUGCUUGCUCGUCGACAUAACUCCGAGAUACUAUUGGUACGUCAUGGAUCGACCAAUCAAAGAAGUUUUGCCGAAAUGACGUGUACUCAUCGACCAAUGGCAUGGAGGGACUGGCGUUAUGGGCGUGUCACGAAAGACCUGUUGAUUCAUACCCCGCCCAGGUUUAGAACUAUCUUCUCUUGAAUGAACAACAACAUGACCCUGCCUGCACGUAUGCAGACACGUGUCUCGUUUUAUGCAAAUGAGAUUUCAUAGCUCGUCCAAUCAAAAGUGACAAUUACUUGGCACGCGUCUACUCAGCUGAUGAACAUUCUUUAGGAAAAGUAGCGGAGAUAGUUUGGUGUAAGUUACUUAAGAACAACAAUAACUUGUUCCUGUAAUCUACUCAUUGCACCUGUUGUGGAGAACUCUCAGCCAAUCACGUCGCCGGGUUUCCUGCACGCGCGCGUGACCUGACAUUCGCACGUUCGUCGGCACACGGUUAAAUUUCAACCAGAGACCGCAAUAAGUUAUUUAUUCAUAUAAACUGACCGAUAUUUAAUUUCGGAAAGACUAUCUACUUUUAUCUCUUCUUACCUAGAGACGUUAAAGAUGUUUUUCCUCCAGAAUGAAAUAAUAUUUGGGAUUGCGCCAGACGAGAAGGUUUUCCGAGGGCCUGUUUCCUGAUGUCGUAGGCCUUUUUUUCUUUAUUGGUCUAGAAUUAUUGAAACCUUCUCGAAUAUCGUUUAGCAACGCCUAAGUUUCCCUGUACUUAGUGGACACUGGAAGACGGCAACUAAUUCUAAUCGUCAUUAAGCUGCUACUCGAGAGCAAAUUCUUUUCAAUUCUGUGGAGUGGAUUGCUCUCCAACCCUGGAAUCUUAAAAGUGCCGUCAUCCUCACGUUUUGAAUUCACCUUUUCCCGUUUUAAUGACGUCUUAUUGACUUGGAUAUGCAUUGACGACUUCAAGUGUUUCAGCAUCUACAACUUGGCGAAUAGUUCAAAAUGCAACAGCAGAGCUCUUUAGAUUUCAGCUGCGCGGUGAGGGCGCGACAAAGUAGCCUCAUCCAGCAGAACAAUCGCCACACCCUUGACCAUCCUGCAAGGUCACAUCCCCAGCAGGCCAAACUCGCCAACCCGCAGCACGGCCCACUCUUCCCGGAGGCUUCCUCAAGCUCGCAACCGUACCAACUGCAGCCGCCUCCAGUACGACAACGUACGGUCCUGCCGCAGAACAUUCAGGUUGCACUUAGCGCGGCAGUCCUCUAUCAACAGCAGCAGCAGCAGCAACAACAGCCGUACCUUCAGCAAGCACCCUCGACGUCGGUUCGACAUCAGGCACACAACAUGUUGGGGAAUGAAGGUCACGUGAUGGACCUGUCACCCUCGUCGGUGACAUCCCUUGCGAGCGAGUUGUCGGAGUAUUCAGAUGAUUCUUGCAGUAAAGAAUUCACCACAUUGACCACUCCUCUGGGAUCUGACGUACCGACAUUAGACUGGGUGAUCUAUAAGAUGAUGGAGAGAGAAAAAACGCAGCAACUUCACAGGGAAAAGAUCGAGACGUGUCAUCUCUAUGAGCUACCUAUAGAUCCCUGGAAGUGGACCUCGACGGAAGUGACGAAAUGGGCCACGUGGUUCAUGCGCAAGACCAAUCCAACUACUGCGCAGGACGUCACGACUACGUUUGAAAAUAGUCCAAUCACAGGCGAGUCACUGGCCCACUUCUCGGAAACCGAACUCAAGCAGUACUUUGGCGAGUUGAGCUCCCAGGCUCACGAGUGUCUGAGGUUAUGGCUGGAAGGUAUGUCACCGCGAGGUUACGACAUCCAAAGACAUCUACUAGAUCUUGAGAGGUCCAAGCAAACAAUGCUCGAACAAUUGAUUGACGUCAUGAACCACAACGACUCCAUCAGCCCUGCAUCGGAGGUCGAGAACCCGUCAGUGACCUUGACCCCUCCCCAUUCCGACUACGACGUCCCGCUCAGCAGCAGCAGCGACGACGCCUUCAGGAACGUCAUCGUCCAACACAUCAAGCCCGAGUACACCGCCUUCCCUUUCUCCGAACACUGCAUGUCCGAGUAUCAGAAUCACUAUAACAUUACACCAUUGAAGUGUCCAGAGCCGCCCUAUCACCAAACCCAGCCGGAUAUGAGCGGCAGCGGCGGGAUAUUCGGACCGGAAACCAUAGGACCGGAUGGCAUGGUACCGGAUAACCUGGGCCCGUUCAUCGACAAGGAAUACAAGUUGGACAUCGAAUCGGAUGAUGAACCGGGAAAGCUUUUUACGGUGAAAGAAGAGAUACAUAUUGAACCGCCACCCAUCAAAAGAAAACGGGGCAGACCAAGGAAGCCACGCUUUCCAAAGCAAAAGCGGGACCAACCAAUCCUCUACAAAUUCAUCCUGAAACACCUCAACAAUCCGUCCGGUGACAGUGGCAAGUACCUCAACUGGGUCAACAAGCCCGAGGGACUCUUCCGAUUCUACUCGGCCAGGAAGGACGAGUUCGCCGAGAUGUGGGGACGAUUCAAAGGCAAGAGGGAACACAUGACCUAUCAGAACAUGGCGCGCGCACUGCGCAACUAUACGCGCGGGAACCGUAAAAUCAUGACCAGCGUGCGCAAGAAGUUGCACUACAAAUUCACGCCCCUUUUCAUUCAGUGAGAGGGAGAGAAAGUGUUGGCUGGCCCGCGGGAGGGGAAAAAACCCCAUCUCUGAGAGUUAUUUUGUGGAACGAGCUCAAAAAGGAAGCGAUGUCUUCCAAUCGUGAUGGUGUUGUGUAAAAACAAACAAAGAAAUAAAUGCGAGGCAAUUCUGGCAGCGAUACGGUGAAAAGCCAUCGGUUGUGACCAUAAAGGAAAUACAUAUUUUUUAUUACCAUAAAGGAAAUACAAAUCUUUCCUGACUGUGUAUUCCUGAUUUGUGUAUUUGUGUUUUUCCUUUUGGCGAAGACAAUCUUUAAGGUGCCAAAAAGAAUCAUAUACACGAUGGUAUGCAUUUUUUUUAAUGAAGAAAUGACUAAUGAAAUCGUAACUGUUUAUUUUUCCUUUUUAACAAGUCUCUUCAAAGAGACGUUCAAGUUGAUUUCAUCUAUUCAAUGGCAUCUUCUCGUAUAUUCAUAGCUCAACAUUUUGCAAAUUUUCUGAUCUUGUUAUCAAUUUGAGGAUCACAUUCAUUGGCGAUCGACUUUUGUCCUAUUAAAAAAAAGCUGAGGACAUGCAGGUCUAAUAUCGAAACACUCACAUUUUCUUUUUCAAUUACCCAAAUCGGAUAUCAAGAACUGCAUUUUAUUUCAUCCGAUUAAUCUGGGAUGAGUUUUUGUGAGGUGUUAUCCUUACAGCUUGCCUUUUUCCUCAUGCAUCCCAUGAAUUUGUCAGAUCUUGCCUUCUUUUAUAACACAUUCUCCCUUAAAAAAAAGGAUUUCGCUUAUGAAAUGUUUUUCGAUCUCAAUGAAAAUCAUGGUCCAAUUUUUGUUGUUAAAUCAACUAAUGCUGUCAUAAUUCUGGACAACCCGUUUCAGAUGUAAUUUGAUACGCCCUCGUGGCUUUUAUUAAUCGAUAGUGUUUAUUGACAAACCUAAAUAAAUUCAUUACCUCAGUCCCACAUGAUUGGAAAUCUUGUACUUUUUAUUGUGAAGUGCGGGACCAACUAAGGUUGGCUCUAAUGCAUCCUUUUGUACGCCCAAAGCGAUUAGAAAGUCGCAGGAAUGUUUUAUAAAAUCAGGGCCCGUUACACAACCCUUUUCAGUGACAAAUGACAAAAAUCAGUGACAAAUCGGCUGAUAACCAAUCAGAAGCAAGGAUUUCACUAGCUUAUAACAAAACCUGUCAUUUGUCAUUGAUGACAAGUUGUGUGAAAUGGGGCCCUGUUCAUUAAUACACAGAAUAUAUAGCAUGGUAAUGCGACGGUUUCAGAACACGACAAGCCGGUUUGGCUUGUAAUACGCACAUUGUGGCUUGUAUUUCAAAUUGAAAUUUACUUCUGUAGAUAAUAUACAUGUUAUUUUAUAGAGUAUUAUCCAUCCGUCUUAUUUACUCAGUAUUUGAAGCAAUACAAUAUAGAUAAACCUUGCUUUAUACACGUAAAUAAUUUCAUGUUCUCGACUGGCAGCUAGAUUUAUGUAAGGUAUAUGGAAAGCAAAAUUCUUCGUUUCUGUACCUGCAUUAUUAAGCUAUCUAAAGGACAAACUACAUUUUAUACAUAGUCUUUUUGCUAGAAGAAGGAAAAUAUGAAAAAGAAGUAGGACCUAAGUGACAUUUUGCUGGAAAUUGUCGACAUAAAAUUAACAAGUCAAGAGAAAUGAACUAUCAUGUUGUUUAUUAUUCUGCGGUCAUGACGUGUGGCGUCAUAAUGCGUGUCGUCAUAAUGCGAAUAGCAUCCACAAAAUUGUAAAUUUCCAAUUUUUGUUUAGGUCCCUACAUAUUACUGAAAACAGGAAGUCGCUCAAUGCUCAUUACGGCAAAGACGUUGGUUUUAAUGUGUGAAAAACAAAAAUAUACAUGACGUUAAAUUGCCAUAUGCCUUCAUGGUGACCCGUAAUUGGUAAAAAUGCUCCCAAGCGAGUAGAGAUGGUGCACACAUUGUUUGUGUACGUGAUUCAAAUGACAAAGGGAAUAUAAGACGUGAUACCCAAACACUACACGUUUUAAAUUACUAUUGUUAUCAUAAGCGGGUAGACAGUUUAAUACGUCAUUGGAUUUGUAAUAGUAUAUCGAAGGCCUGAUCAAAUAUUUACCUUGUCUAUAUUGGAGAUACAAUAACACGGAAGGUAAAAAUAGAGAGCAAACUGUUUAAUGUUUUUAAUAAAGUUUGCGUGCGUGAGAUAUAUAACCUAGAAUAUAUUAGGAGCACGUUUUAAAGGAAAGAUAUUCUUAGUGUCUUAGUACCGUUCUCUAGUAUGACGUUUACAUUGCUAUGAUAACAGUACGAUAUGUAGAUUGUUUACCCAGAAAUCAUCUUGAAAGUUAUACUUGGGAAGAUUAUAACAAUUUAUUUACAAAAAUAGACAUAUUUUAUUUUAAUGAGAUUCGUGGAUUUGUAAAUAAAUGUUUUGAUGUUUAAGCUUCUUCUUUUUGUAAGUGCAACUAAGCCAGAUUUUUAUUUUGUAACGCAGUUGAUAGACUGUCAAGUCUUAGAUUUUAUGUAUAAAGUUCAUUUAUUUUUGGUUUGUGAGUGUGGAUACGCUUUUAUGUCUCCCGAAUAUCGGAGAAAGAGAUUUAUAAUAUUUGAAAAUGUUGUAAGGCAAAUAGAAAUAUAAUCUACGACAUUUAAAAAGAGAAUUAUUAGAGGAAUUAUAAUAGGAAAAAUCACUUCAGUGCUUUGACGAGUAUUUCUGUAUAUAUUAUGUGUUUUCAUUUUUUCAGAAAGUUUGUAAAUAUAUGUUUUGUAAUGUCAAUGAGGAGCUGGACUCUCUAUGGAGACGUAAUACGUGUCCAUAUACCGACAAUUGUUGCAGCUAAAUACAAGCAUGUACUAUGUAAAUAAGUAUUAUCCUUCCAUUUUUUAUAGAGUACUAUGAAGACGACUGUAUCUUUUGCAAACAAAUCCAGUAAUUCUUCUUGCAAGGCCAAUAUUUCUGUUUCAAAAUUGAAUUUGAUGACAUAGUUUUGAAAUAAACGUUAUUUUUUAUACAUAUUUGAUGCUACUUUUUUACAAUAAGUAUUAUGCCGUUCGAUUCUUAUGUUAAAAAAGUACUAUGUUUUGCGUGUACUAUUUGCAGACACAUUUUACACCAACUCGUAAUUUGAGGUCUGAAAGGUUUUAUUCUUUUAAUUGACUUUGAAGACAUCAUGACAUAAAUACUAUUUUAUAUACGUUUGUUAUUACCUUUAUAUACUUUCAAUCAAAUAUGGCGAUAAUGAACAAAGAAAAGGUAAUAGACAAAGAAAACGUUGACUAUCCUCUGAAUUUAAGGUGAUUUUAGUUUUCAUCAUCGAUUGUACAUGCUUUUUAAUACACAGUUAAGAGAAAAUAUUAUAUCCUAAAAAUAUAGAUCUAUUCUUCCAUGGAAACAAAUUAUAUCUUCUCUUUCUUUGUAUUUUUUCUCCCUCGUCUUUCUUUACACAAUGUUUUUGGUUGUAAACAUGCAAACGGGCAUUAUGUCUUGUCUAGAUGCCUCUUAAACCCCGCCGCGGCAAAAUAAGAAUUAUUUUAUUUGCAAUUUAAGGGGAAGAGGGAUGGAAAAGACGGUGACAAUGACAACUGUUUUUCCUGUCGGGAAAUUAUCGCAGUACUGAAAGCUUACUGGUUGCCAGUAAAAUAAUAUCACGUACGCUCUUUCUCACAGUAUGAUUUGGCGAUGUAUAUUUCACAGUAAAUUCAAUAACAGUAUGCUGCUUCUUUAUUAAGUGAUCUAUCAGUCAUUCAUCUCUUUUAAAAUAUAUCGAAUUAGAAUCCCUAUUAUCAUACCCAUACUUAUUACAACAAAUAAUUCUUUUAUAAAUAUACCAACGUUCAAUUCAUAAUCGAAUCGAUUUCGGUUUGCUAAUUAUAUAUCUCUAUUUCAAGAUUAAAAGCAUGUAAAACUAACUCCUUCAAAUGACUUAUACUUAAUAUUUAAAAAGUGAUACUGUGAUAAUAGAAAUUCAAUAUUUUCGUAAUCCGAUUCAUUAUCAUCACCAUCUAUCAUUCGAUUCUUAUUUAGGAAGAUGAGAAUUGAGUUGCUAUCACCUUAAUUACGUUUUCAUUUCCUUUGUCUCGUACUAAAUACGUCAUAAUUGCUUUUGCGGUUAAAGUACUUUUUGUAUGGUAUCCUUGCAUUUAUGACUUUUGUUUUCAGUGCUGCUAAUCGUAUUAAGAAAAGGAAAUUGAUGCCGGUUUAACGGACUUCCUUGAGUUGCUAUUGAGUCUUCCGAUAAGAGUUGAUAUCUAAAGAUGUUUAUUAGAUAUGGGUGAUAAUCAUAUGAUGAAAUCAUUUUGUGUUGUAAAAAGGUAAUAAAUCGGAUCCUUUUAUAUAAAAACAUGAA
Messenger RNA from Strongylocentrotus purpuratus (purple sea urchin), 6961 nucleotides. Its product is annotated as ETS-related transcription factor Elf-3. The transcript is spliced from 8 exons. Gene Ontology annotation, molecular function: DNA-binding transcription factor activity, RNA polymerase II-specific; sequence-specific DNA binding. The coding region runs from base 1005 to 2660 and encodes 551 amino acids. The record is from RefSeq and is a predicted model, not a curated record. Gene Ontology annotation, cellular component: nucleus. Gene Ontology annotation, biological process: cell differentiation; regulation of transcription by RNA polymerase II. Lineage: Eukaryota; Metazoa; Echinodermata; Echinoidea; Camarodonta; Strongylocentrotidae.